CUUGCCCGCCAUCUUUUCUGGCUCGGUAGGAGGAUGUUUCGGUCCAAAGAACAAGCAGAACCGAGACCCUGCGACACCCAUUGCAACAUCAUGGGCUGCAGUUAGCAGAACACCUGCACGGCUGAGGGAAGAGGAGCGGGUGGAGCCGCUGUUUGCUUGGGUGUCUGCGGUGUAGAGGGCGCUAGCUGUUAGCUACCAUUAGCGGGAUAACGGCAGAAGCGUGCAGGCAGCUGGACUCCCGGGAACAGCCUGGGUCGGUACUGGAGGUCUGGUAUGCUGGUUUGGAUCGGUACCUGGAGAUACAGCUGGACUCUCUGCCGGUACCUGAAGGUCCGGUUGGACUCUCUGUCGGUACCUGGAGAUCUGGUAUACUGGUUUGUGUCGGUACCUGGCAGGCGGGUUUCAGUUUUUUUUUGCAUUAAGAUGUCCUGAUUGAGCUUCUAGUUCAAUCGGUUCUGGUUCUGAAUGAUUCUGUUUGUAAGUGGAAGAUGUGGGAGAGAAUAAAUGGUUCUGAUAAGUGAGUGGUUCUGAUAAACUAGAUGCGUCUUUAGUUUCCAGGUCUGAGAGAGUGUGGAGCGGUUUGGGUUUGGAUCAGAACUUCCACAUUAGAACAUGAUCCUGAACCAUGGUUCUGAGUGGAGGAAAGGAUUGAGUGUUUUGGGACAAAUGGGCCGUUGGUUCUGGUUCUGAACAUCAGAGGGGUUCCUCUGCUAAGUCAAACCAAACCACGCAUAAACAGGGUUUGGUUCUACCAGAACCUCCUGUGGAUGGACAGAGCUGUUCAUCUGGAUUUAAGAUUGACCCAUAAGCAGAUGGUCUGGUCGGAUCCGGUUGUCCUGAAUUAUUCACCUUUCUAGUAAACAUGGUGACGCUCCCAGAGUUCCAGCAGCAGAUUGUGGGUGUUUGGCUCCUUCUGAGGUUCUGAGAAACCUGAGACAAGUCUCCCCUGAUUGGGCCGCUGAACCCGGCGUCUCCCCUGAUUGGGCCGCUGGACCCGGCGUCUCCCCUGAUUGGGCCGCUGGACCCGGCGUCUCCCCUGAUUGGGCCGCUGAACCCGGCGUCUCCCCUGAUUGGGCCGCUGAACCCGGCGUCUCCCCUGAUUGGCCGGACCAGAGCAAGGUCGUGUGAUGGGACUCAGUGUCUCUGGAGCGCCCUCUGAGCUGAAGCUCCUCAACUGAACACACAUCUGAGCGCCUCGCACACACACACACACACACACACACACACACCUGUGAGCCGCGUUUUCUCACCUCCAGGCCAGACGCUGCUGUCCCAAGGUGCAUUGCUGCAUCGUCCACCAUGUCGGACGCCCCCGAGGCUGCGCCCGCCAGCCCCCCCCCCAUCACCAACCCGCCCCCACCUGAGGUGUCCAACCCCAACAAGCCUGGCAGGAAGACCAACCAGCUCCAGUACAUGCAGAACGUUGUGGUAAAGACUCUGUGGAAGCAUCAGUUCGCCUGGCCUUUCUACCAGCCAGUGGACGCCAUCAAGCUGUGUCUCUGGGACUACCAUAAGGUGAUCAAGAACCCCAUGGACAUGGGAACCAUCAAGAAGCGUCUGGAGAACAACUACUACUGGAGUGCCAGCGAGGCCAUGCAGGACUUCAACACCAUGUUCACCAACUGCUACAUCUACAAUAAGCCCACAGACGACAUCGUCCUGAUGGCUCAGGCCCUGGAGAAGAUCUUCCUGCAGAAAGUGGCUCAGAUGCCCCAGGAGGAGGUCGCCCUGCUUCCGCCGGCGCCCAAAGUGAAGAACAAGAGCAAGCAGCCACCGGCCACCACAGUGAGUCAGCAGGCCGAGUCCUCCGCCUCCCCGCCUCCCUCGUACCCGUCCCCCUCCCCCACCCAGACUCCUGUCAUCUCGACCACGCCCACACCUGUACCCGCCACGCAGCCCCCGGCGGCCAUGAUGCCCUCUGCACAACCAGUCGUCAAGCAGAAGAAGGGUGUGAAGAGGAAAGCGGACACCACAACCCCGACCACGUCGGCCAUCUCCGCCGGCCGCGCCGACUCCCCGUCCGCCCAGGACGCCAAGCCGGCCAAGCUGGCCUCCUCCCGCCGAGAGGCCGCCGCCCGGCCCGCCAAGACCCGCCGCGAGACGGUGGAGGAGGCGGCGGGGGGCGAGGCGGCGCUGGGUGGGGCGGGGGCAGGCGCCAGGAAGGGCGGCAAGCUGGGGGAGCAGAUGAAGCACUGCGACGCCAUCUUGAAGGAGAUGCUGUCCAAGAAGCACGCCGCCUACGCCUGGCCCUUCUACAAGCCGGUGGACGCCGAGGCGCUGGAGCUGCACGACUAUCAUGACAUCAUCAAGCACCCCAUGGACCUCAGCACCGUCCGGAAAAAAAUGGACAAAGGAGAAUACAGCGAUCCACAGAGCUUUGCCACGGAUGUCAGGUUAAUGUUCUCCAACUGCUACAAGUACAACCCCCCCGACCACGAGGUGGUGGCCAUGGCCCGCAAGCUGCAGGACGUGUUCGAGAUGCGCUUUGCUAAGAUCCCAGACGAGGGCCUGGAGGUGUCGGUCCCGUCCACCACGCCGGUGGUCAGUAAAAGCACCGCCUCCUCCGACAGCAGCAACAACUCCUCCUCCGACGAAUCGUCGGACUCCGAGGAGGAGCGAGCCACCCGACUGGCCGAGCUACAGGAGCAGGUUGGUGCUGCCGACCAAUCACAGCUGAAGGCCGUGCACGAGCAGCUGGCCGUGCUGUCGCAGGCGCCUGUCAGCAAGCCAAAGAAGAAGAAAGAGAAGAAGGACAAAGAGAAGAAGAAAGACAAGGACAAAGGGAACAAAGCCAAGAUAGAAGAAGAGAAGAAACCCAAGGCUGCCGCUCAGCAACCCAAGCCAGCCAAUCAGAAGAAAGCACCAGCCAGGAAAGCCAACAGCACGGUACCGCCCACCAGGCAACCGAAGAAAGCCAACAAGACGUCAGGCGGCGGAUCGGCCAACGGCGACGACGGCGAGGAGUCGUCCCUGCCGAUGUCGUACGACGAGAAGCGGCAGCUGAGCCUGGACAUCAACCGGCUGCCGGGGGAGAAGCUGGGCCGGGUCGUCCACAUCAUCCAGUCCAGGGAGCCGUCGCUGAGGGACUCGAACCCCGACGAGAUCGAGAUCGACUUCGAGACGCUCAAACCCUCCACGCUGCGCGAGCUGGAGCGCUACGUCAAGUCCUGCCUGCAGAAGAAGCAGAGGAAGCUGCUGCAAAAGGCAGCUGGGGGCGGAGCCUCUGGGGGCGGGGCCAGUCGCCUGAGUGGCAGCUCCUCUUCCUCGUCUGAUGACAGCUCCUCGACGGGCUCCUCCUCUUCCUCCGACACAGACUGAGAACACGGUUCAGUUCACACAGACAGGACUGCUCUCACACACACACACACACACACACACACACACACGGAGACUGUAUGUAAAUAGGCCGACAUGUUUUUUAGCUCCUAGUGUUCCUGUUUUCGUUGGAGAAACACGGACAGGCCGAGGAAGAGGAGGACGAAGAGUGGAGGACACCUGGGCAUCAUCUUCCUCCUCCUCUUCCUCCAGGGUGGCCGGCAGUGACCCCUGACCUCAGAACACAUUCCAGAGUCAUCCGUCAAGCAUCAUGGGAGAUAUGGAUGGGAAGGGGGCGGGGCUACCAGAGGAAGAAGAGCAGCGAUCUGAUUGGCUGGGCAGCGGGCUGGGCCAGCAGAACCCCAUGGUUCUGAAGGACUGUUGGUGCAGCAGCGGUUCUGGGCGCGGCCAGCAGGCGGCGCCGCAGGAGAAGCUCGUCUCUCUCCAACCCUUCUGGUCCUCGGGCUCCACGGUUCUCCUGAACAGAACCAGAUCCAGUUGGUUCUCCGCCGGGCCUCUCACCAGAACCCUGUGGGUCCGGGCGCCGCCGUCGCCACGGUAACCCAACAAGGCAGAUUCCUAACACUACAUUUCCUUUUUUCUUCUGUUUGGGUUUUCCGGUCGUGUGCUGACCCGUUUGUGUCUUCUAAAGUUCUCAGUAUAAGAUGUUUUUGCCGCUGUCCGGUCCGAACUCUGAACCCUCUCCGUCCGAGUCCAGAACCGCAGGAGGCCCGGUCCCUGCCCCAGAGACUAAAGGUUCUGAUCCGACCCGAGGAGCUUCUCAAUGUUUUUUAAGGAUCAGACGGGAGGCGGUACCACCAGUUCCACCAGAAUCGGGCCUCAGCGGUCGGUUCUGGUUCUGGCGUCGGUGGCUCAUGAACCGGACUCUGGGUCGGCGCCAGGUCACAGGAAGGAGAACGCCGCCUUCUGCUGCACAUGUGACGGAACUGAUCAUGUAGAGUAACAGCCAAUCAGGAAGGAGAUGGGCGGGAGUUUCUGUGGGCCCUGAGUCUCUGAUUGGCUGAGCCCUGCAGCGCCCCCUGCAGCCCGUCUGUGUACAGUUCAGUUGGGUUUUUAUUGUUUUUAUUUUUUAAAAUAUUGAACCAAAGUUCGCAGCCUUCCUUGGCAGUGUGGUCGUCAUGGAGACGGAUCAGCAGCGGCGCCCCCACCGGACAGCCCGUUGCCACAGUAACCCUCCCCCCCCCUUUGUUUUUAGUUGAUGGUGGAGCUUCGAUGCUGAUAGUUAAUUUUUGUAUUUUAUAAGAAAAAGGAAGAAAAAAGUGAUUUUAUGUAUCUGCAUGCACUCCGGCCGUACGUUACUUCUGUAUGUUUGAGCACUGUAUACUAGCUGUAAGUAGCUGUGUGAUAGACGGAGACCAGAACCGGGUCGGAGGAGAACCCAGCGCAGAGGAGGAACCGACUAAAACCAUCAAGUGGAUUAAUAAUUGAUGUAAUUACUCAAACAGGAUCCUUAUUUUCUGACUUCAUUUGUUUUCAUAAAUAAACACAUAAACUGAC
Molecule: messenger RNA, 4833 nt
Organism: Xiphophorus couchianus (Monterrey platyfish)
Lineage: Eukaryota; Metazoa; Chordata; Actinopteri; Cyprinodontiformes; Poeciliidae
Gene: brd3b
Product: bromodomain containing 3b
Exons: 12
Coding region: 1300-3318 (672 amino acids)
Biological process (GO): chromatin remodeling; regulation of DNA-templated transcription
Cellular component (GO): chromatin; nucleus
Source: RefSeq, a predicted model, not a curated record